UUUCAGGUGAUGAGUUCAUAUUCCGUGACACCUACGGCGGCAUCAGCCUUAUGUUUGCAGCCAAUCAGACCACGAAAACACUUAUGCCAAACACCACUUUUAGGGUGCUAGAACCAGCUUCAUUCUCAGUGUCAGCCGACCGUCGGUUCCUGCUCCUGGCGCAGAAUGUGCGCAAGAUCCACACGCAUUCCUACCUGGCAAGAUACACCGUCUACGAUAUACUAACCACCGAGUCCUACCCCCUAACUCCGCUGCCAGACGAGGUUGGGGGCGGAGUGAUCACCGAAGGGCCCUCACUACUCCUAGCCACGUGGACCCCCAAGGGCCAUGGGCUGAUCACCGUCAAAGAUUACGACAUAUACUACAGACCUGCCCCCAGGUCAUCCACGGGGUAUCGUGUGACGGAGUCUGGAGUGCCAGGCACAAUCCACAAUGGAGUACCAGACUGGUUGUAUGAAGAAGAGAUCCUGGGAUCCCGCACAGCGCUGUGGAUGUCGGCAGACGGCCAUAUGGUGCUAUAUGCUACGUUUAAUGAUACCCUGGUACAUGAACAGAAGUACCCGUGGUACGGAGCAGCUUUAGAUACUGAUGAUCCUGCUAAGACAUACCCGGAGAUCAGAAGCGUAAGGUACCCAAAGCCUGGUACUAACAACCCUACAGUGACUCUCACAGUCGCCGACAUCGCAGAUCCGAAACACAUUCGCACUCGACACCUCACACCACCCAAAGUUAUUAUAGAAGAGGGUGAUUACUACUUCACGAGUGCACAAUGGGUGUCCCUCACAGAAGUAUGUGUAGUCUGGCUCACAAGGAUGCAGAACUUGUCCGUGGUCUCCGUCUGCAAAAGUCCCAUGUGGUACUGUCAAGAGGUAUACAGGAUAUCCUCAGGGUUAGACGGCUGGGUGGAAUCAGCACCGUCUCCUCUCUGGUCAGCCGGUGGCGGUGCCCUAGUGACCUUGGCCCCAGUCAGGGAUGGUCCAGCUGGGUUGUUCCGUCACAUUGUGAGGACGGAACAUAACUCUCACGGGCCUAGAGCUCUGCCCCUAACACAUGGGAGCUUUGAUGUGGUCCAGUUACUGGCUUGGGACCAUGCAAACCAGCAUAUCUAUUACUUGGGCAUCCCAGAAGGAAAACCAGGACAACAGCACCUAUACAGAGUAUCAUCCGAGGCGCCGAGGCCGGGCUCCCCGCAAAAAUUGCCAUACUGUGUCACGUGUAACUCACAGCCAUCUCCGUCAAUAAACCUAGAGUACUACGGCAGCCUAGCAUCAUCAGGCGACAGUACCUGGGGCGACAGCGACUGGGAUGAAGAACUGCCACCAACCUCUCCUUCUCCCAGCAAGAAGAAAAAGAAGAAGUACCCUGAUGGCAUGCCCCAGAACUUGCCGUGCCUCUACCACGAGGCGCACUUCAGUCCAUCAUCAGCGUACUUCGUGCUGGAGUGCCUUGGACCUGGGGUGCCUACAUUCAGUCUACAUAAGACUGCACUGCCUGACCCUAGGCUAAUCGCACAUUUGGAGAACAAUACUAUUGUUAAGGAAAAGUUAGCCACAAUAGCUCUGCCGACGCCCCGUACGUUUUCGGUGCAGCUGUCCAGUGGCCACGCCGCGAGAGUGAGACUACUCCUCCCGCCAGGGUUGAGGGAAGAUGAAGUCACCAAGUAUCCAUUAGUAUUGAAAGUUCAUGGGGCACCAGGAACGCAGCUGGUAACAGAGCGUUGGUCAUUAGACUGGGGCUCGUUGGCCGCGGGUGCUGGUGCCAUACUCGCGUCAGUGGACGCGCGCGGCGCCGGCGGGAGGGGGCUCGGCGCACACCACGCGCUACAUCGCCGGCUCGGCACCGUCGAGCUACAAGACCAGUUGGAGGUUGCCGAGUACCUACGGGACUCCCUCCACUUCAUAGAUGCGCGUCGAGUCGCAGUAUGGGGACAAGCCCAUGGCGGCUUCCUCGCCGCUCUCGCGUUAGCCAGCACGCUGAAUGUGUUCCAUUGCGGCAUCGCAUUGACACCCAUCGUGCGCUGGCGAUACUAUGCCUCUGCAUACGCGGAACGCUACAUGGGCUUUCCCAACGCAACGGGCAACUACCGAGGGUACGCAGACGCUGACGUCACGAAGCAAGCAGCAGCGCUUCAUGACAAGAUGCUGCUCCUGGUACAUGGGACCGCAGACAAUAAUGUACAUGUGCAGCAGAGCAUGGCGCUCGCGAGAGCUCUGGCCGACCAGGGGAGCAUGUUUAGACAGCAGAUUUACCCUGAUGAAGGCCACAGCCUGGAAGGUGUAAAGCGUCACCUCUACCGCACAAUGUCCGCCUUCCUCGACGACUGCUUCAGGAAGCAGGUCCCUCCCGAGACCAAGGCGGGAUUGAGAAACGGAGGGAAUCUAGACUGA
Spodoptera littoralis (African cotton leafworm) is the source of this 2387-nucleotide messenger RNA. NCBI's taxonomy places the organism in Eukaryota, Metazoa, Arthropoda, Insecta, Lepidoptera, Noctuidae. The record is from the annotation of a GenBank genome assembly.